Asterias rubens (European starfish) is the source of this 2358-nucleotide messenger RNA. RefSeq lists its product as uncharacterized. Gene Ontology annotation, biological process: DNA recombination; DNA integration. Gene Ontology annotation, molecular function: DNA binding. Bases 1 to 2358 code for a protein of 785 amino acids. The record is from RefSeq and is a predicted model, not a curated record. The transcript has 2 exons. Lineage: Eukaryota; Metazoa; Echinodermata; Asteroidea; Forcipulatida; Asteriidae.
AUGGGAAAGCGGUUGGCUCUCGAGGGGGAGAUUUCCUCCCUCCUCCAGAAACGAGAAAUUUACGCCGCUCCCAUGCAAGGGGCGCGGACGGGUUUCAUGUCCACCUUCUUCCUGGUUCCCAAGAAGGAGGUUCCAAGUGAGCGCCGAAAAGUCGCACCCGAUACCGUCGCAGAACCCUACCUUCCUCGGAGCGGCUCUCGAUCUCCGCCCACCGAGGGGACUAGCCCGCCCUACGGAGGACCGCGUACUGAAUUUUCUUCAGUGCGUGUCCCUCUUUCUCCCAGCGGCUGUGGCUCCGGCAAGGGCUUGGCUCAGGCUCCUUGGCCUUAUGGCCAGCAUGGUGGACUUGGUGGAUUUUUGUCUACUCCGGAUGCGGCCAAUUCAGCUCCAUCUGCUGUCUUUUUACCGCCCUCGACACCACCCUAUCCACCUGCCGGUACCCACUACGCCCUGGCUGAUCCCGCACUUGCGGUGGUGGCUGGACGAGGCCCAUCUCACUCAGGGGCGCGUGUUCCGUCCCCCUCAGCCUUGGGUGACCAUUGUCACCGAUGCGUCACAGCAGGGCUGGGGGGCGACCCUCCACCCGCGCCAGAUCGCGGGACAGUGGGGCCCGGAACACCGCUCGUCCCACAUCAAUGUCUUAGAGUUGAUGGCGGUCUUCAAUGCCCUUCGGCAUUUUCAGACUGCGGUGUCGGGACGCGCGGUGAUCGUGCGGUGCGACAAUACCACGGUCGUGGCUUAUGUCAACCGCCAAGGAGGCACCCGGUCGGCGCAGUUGUGCGCCCUGACUUGGGAGCUCCUUCACUGGUGCAUCCGCCAGGGCGUUGCUCUGUCGGCAGCCCACAUCCCGGGGGAAGAGAACGUGACAGCCGAUGCCCUCUCCAGGGGCUGGAUUGCCCCGACAGAGUGGUCCUUGCUCCCUCAAGUGGCACAGACCCUCUUCCGGCUGAUCGAUCGACCCCACGUAGACUUGUUUGCCUCACGGGCAAACAAUCAGCUGCCAACGUAUUGCUCAAGGGUUCCAGACCCCAACGCAUGGCAGAUCGACGCCCUGUCGAUUCCGUGGGAGGGCCUCCUGGCUUACGCCUUUCCGCCAUUCUCACUCAUCCCCCGGGUGUUGACCAAGAUAGAGACCGCCCACUGCCGGGUGCUCCUCAUAGCCCCGUUCUGGCCGUGUCAGCCGUGGUUCCCUCGACUUGUGAGGCUCCUGGUCCACCGCCCGGUGGUCCUGCCUCAACGUCCGGACCUCCUUUAUCAACCCAGUUCCGGGAUGAUUCAUCCGGCCCCGAGGGAACUCCACCUGACGUGCUGGGUGUUAUCACCCAGUCGCUCCGCACAGCAGGCCUUUCACGCCGGGCUGCAGAGCUUGCCGCCCAGUCGAGGCGUGCCUCCACUCGUAAGGUCUACGAUUGCCGACUUCGCCAUUUCUUUAAAUGGUGUAGACGGCAAUCUAUACGUCCCCCCAGUGCUUCUCUGAGGGACGUAGGGGAUUUUCUUCUCUACCUGUACGAGAAUGGGCUAGCGACCGCCACGGUCAAAAAUUACUGGUCGGCCAUCGCAGCCAUUCAUGAGGGUUUUCCCGAUGGCUCCUCGAUUUCUUCCAAUCAAGCGAUCUCUCAGCUGGCGCGGGGCAUGUUUGUAUCCCGGCCUCCGGUACGCAAACUUGUCCCGUCUUGGGACCUCCAGAGUGUCCUCUCCACUCUAGCAGGUCCCCCAUUCGAACCCCUCAGCAACGCUCCUUUGCUGCAGUUGUCGAUAAAGGUUUCCUUUCUGCUGGCGGCUGCUAUGUCGCACAGACGUAGCGAGCUCCACGCCCUGACUUUGGCACCGGGUCACAUUCAUUGGGAACCUGGUGGUGUCCGGCUGGUUCCUUCCGCAGGUUUUCUGACGAAGAAUCAGUCUGAUUAUUUUCAGCCUCCGGACAUUUUCGUUCCGGACUUAAAAUCCUUCUCGGCGGUUGCGGCUGACAGGCUUUUGUGCCCUGUCCGGGCGCUUAAAUGGUACAUAAGCCGCACCAAGCCUAUCUGUUCUGGCCAUCACCAACUAUUCUUGGCCUCGACAACCCCUCAUCAACCGGUAACGCGCGAUACCAUAGCCCGCUGGAUCGUUACCGCCAUCCGCUCCGUUCCGGGCGGGUGGCCGGCGGCCGAGGGCAAUAUCCACGCCCACAACGUACGCGGGGUGUCGUCCUCUUGGGCAUUUUUUAAAGGUAUACCAAUAGAGGAGAUAACCAAGGCAGCCUGUUGGAAGAGUGCUACAACCUUGUCACAGUGCUACAUGAAGGACGUACUCCAGACUGACGGCCAGGCAGGCCGUGCGGUGUUGCAGUCGGCCUCCCAGGGGUCAUCCUCCCGCUAG